Messenger RNA from Salvelinus fontinalis (brook trout), 2799 nucleotides. RefSeq names its product SUMO-conjugating enzyme UBC9-B. Gene Ontology annotation, cellular component: nucleus. Gene Ontology annotation, molecular function: SUMO conjugating enzyme activity. The transcript is spliced from 7 exons. NCBI's taxonomy places the organism in Eukaryota, Metazoa, Chordata, Actinopteri, Salmoniformes, Salmonidae. The record is from RefSeq and is a predicted model, not a curated record. Bases 140 to 613 code for a protein of 157 amino acids. Gene Ontology annotation, biological process: protein sumoylation.
AAUUUCAGGGGGGGUUUCAGGAGGGAAACUUCACUAGCCUAGCUAGAUUUGUCUCGAGUUAGAUCCCCCCAAAAUUGGUGCUUACCCGAGUGUUCUUUUAAAAAUAUAGCUAGUGAUUUUUAUCACACUGAAGGGAGUCAUGUCUGGUAUAGCCUUAAGUCGUCUUGCACAAGAAAGAAAGGCCUGGAGAAAAGACCAUCCUUUUGGGUUUGUUGCUGUGCCAACAAAAAACCCAGAUGGAACAAUGAACUUGAUGAAUUGGGAGUGUGCCAUCCCGGGAAAGAAGGGGACCCCAUGGGAGGGGGGCUUGUUCAAACUCCGAAUGCUCUUCAAGGAUGACUAUCCUUCUUCACCUCCCAAGUGCAAAUUUGAGCCCCCUUUGUUCCAUCCAAAUGUAUAUCCCUCUGGUACAGUCUGUCUAUCGAUUUUAGAGGAGGACAAAGACUGGAGACCAGCCAUCACUAUCAAACAAAUAUUGUUAGGAAUCCAAGAGCUCCUAAAUGAACCAAAUAUCCAGGAUCCUGCACAAGCUGAGGCGUAUACAAUUUACUGCCAAAACAGAGUGGAAUAUGAAAAAAGGGUUCGAGCACAAGCCAAAAAGUUUUCUCCAUAAAGCUUCAAGACUACACAAGAGAAGAAAUUGGUUUGCUGAGGAUUUUGUCUCUGCCCCCUUUUUGUCUGCCUCCAACUAUUUCCUGCUGGACUGUUUUAAAACUGAAUGUGUGCCAUUUCUGUCCAUCACCCACAUACUGAUGCACCCCUUUGCUUUUUUUUGAUUUGGAAGUCCUGGAUUUGAAGGUGGACUAUGCUGUCACCACAAAGGAUUUUCCGUACUCCAACUGUGGUAUUUCUUUUUUCAAGAGCUCACGCUUGUCAGAGAAGACUAUACGAAAUGGGAGUCACUUCUGUUGAUUUUUAUUAUUCUAUUCAAUGUUAGAAUUAUUUUCUAUAUGUUCUGAUAAAGAUAUAGAGAAACAGGCCUCAAUGAAUCUAUUCAAAGGUAGUUUAGUGUCUCUGCAUCAGACUCUUAAGUUGUUUUGGUCCAAAUAUUUAGAUUUAAUUAAAUAUGUUUGUACAAAGCUAGUGUUAAUACAUGUAGAUGGAUUCAGUUCCAUCUUUCCCAAUGCAUUGUGUUGCCAGUUGAAUGUGUGUUACUCUUGAAGGUGGACUUUGGGUAACAAUAACAGCUUUAGACUAUUUACAUGAUUGAUUUGAUCAAGGUCAUUUUAAUGCUUAAAAACAAAUUGUUGAAUAAGAUAUUUGGCUACAGAAGUGCCAUUUAUCGAUCGUUUCUGUCCAAAAACCAAAUCCUGUGACAUAACACAUACUGGAUGAGUUACUGGCUAGCUUAACGAACGACCUACAUCGUUAGCUGCAUGCAUGACCAGAAUGAACUACUAAAAGCAAACCAUUUCUUUUUGAAUAUGGAGAAAGCUUAGGAGUUGGACUGUUUGUCGUACCCAAAGUCUACCUUUUAAAGCUGUUAGUGCACCAUAAGGAUACUGGAUUGUAAGGUUUUGAGUGACCGUCAGAACUGUUCAAACGAGACUGUUUCAUAGGUACAAUCUGGUAACCCUACAUAAGGGACUCUUUCAACGGCGGAUGUAACGGGUUUAUAGAUCCUGGCGGCCCGUCAUUUAUUUAGUUUUCUGAGAUUGUUUUGCACGUAAGACCAACAAAUCAGCUCAAAGUGAUUUUUAUUUGAGGUCUGUUCCAAAGUAUUCCCACGCAAAAUAGAGAUGAGAUUGUUAGCAAGUUUUGAAAUGGUUUUGUCAAAUAUCUGUUUGGGAUUUUUGCGGUCAAUUUGCAGUCUGCAAAUAUUUUAUGUUCCGGCCCCCUGACCAUCCGCUCAAGGAAAACUCGUCCUGCUUUGAAUCAAGUUGCACUAUCCCUUUAGAGCAGGGAUUGUUGAGAUUUUGACAACUAAGACAUGUUAUCCAUGAGUUCAUAUGAGUGGGCAGGUAGAAAAAGGCAAAAUAGCCAAAAUCUCUCUUAUCCCUUUAAUCAAUAUAACUAGGGAAUAGUAAUUGACUUCUGUAUGUGUGCAUGUCACACCUUUUCAAAGAGGGAAUCCUAUUCCCUCUACACUAACCCCAUGGGCCCUUUUAUGAUUGCGUUUCACAUUCUGGUUACAGCUAGCAAUUAACACAUCAUGCAAAUUUCAGGUUUUGUGAUGCAAAUUAUAUCAUUAGUGCAGUCACUGUCAUGCACACCAGCUAUACAUCCUGUUUUGUGGCAGAUUUGCUCAGGAACCCAAAUCAGUGUUGAUAUUACAUGGCCAACAUGUUUAUCAGGCUGUGUGUUUUGAAGUGACUCAUUUCUGUCUGAUUGUCAUUGACAGACUGACGUGAGUUUUUUGGGGGGGGCUUUAUUCCUUAGUUUCCUCUGAUCCGCCUCAAAUUGCUACUCUUACUGUGUACGUGAAUAAUAACCAAAAUGAGUGUUGCUGUGUUGAUGAACCAAGCUGAUGCCAUAAGGUGUUCCUUGGGUUGAAGUGGCAUAAUUCUGUAAGUCAGAUUUCUAAUCAGCUCAGUUCAUCCACUAAGGCAAUCACUUUCAGAAAAUCUCCUUGGUGUCAUACAUAAUAAGCAUGAUACAAACCUUGAUUACACCUCAGUGACACGGUGGUGUGUUGUGGAUGGCUAUUGAUUUAGUCAGUGUUAAGUCAAUGUUCGCUACUUGUUCGCUAACUGAAAAUAAUUUCAGGGUGAGAACAAAAAACUGGGUGUAAUGGAAGAGCGUUGAUGACUAUCUGCAGGUUGGCUUUAUGGGGCGUCAUUAAACAUGGAUUAAAGCUAA